AAUUGGGUGACAAUCACCUGUCGUUUAUCAAAAAACAAAGUGACAAUCACCUGUCAUUUCCACGAGCUAAGAGACAAAUAAAAACUAGCCACACUGAAUGAAAUCUGUGGGGUAGCUGAUGGAUCUCACCGGCUAGCUUGCUCGUCGUCUUCUGCAAGUGCACCAAGUUGUAGAUCUCUUUAAGGAAAAAGGUGUGGCUGAAGCAGAACCUGGGGCCGGCGAGGAAACAGGGCGGCGCCAUGACGCACGAUGCAGCCGCCGAAGCCACCACCACGAAGCUGCUCGCCGUGCUCGAGAAGCCACGGCGGAACAUGUACGCCUUCGCCUGCGUCACGCUCGCCUCCAUGACCACAAUCGUCACAGGCUACAAUCUCGCCUUGAUGAGCGGCGCGGAGCUCUUCAUCCGCGAGGACCUGGGCCUCACCGACACGCAGGUCGAGCUGCUCGCGGGGUCCAUGAACGUGUUCAUGCUCGCGUCCCUCCUCUUCUCCGGCUGGACGGCCGACCUCCUGGGCCGCCGCGUCACGCUUGUGGUCGCCAACGCCUUCCUCACGGCCGGCGCGCUCGCCAUGUCCCUUGGCGGCUACGCGGCGCUCAUGGCUGCGCGCUUCGUCACCAGCAUCGGCAUGGGGCUCGCCCUCGUCGUCGCGCCGGUCUACAACGCCGAGAUCUCGCCGCCGUCCACGCGUGGCGUGCUCUCGUCGCUGCUCGACAUUUUUAUCAACGUCGGCAUCCUUCUCGGCUACACGUCCAACUACGCCUUGGCCGGCCUGCCGGCGCACCUCGCCUGGCGCAUCAUGUACGCCAUCGGGGUGCUCCCGCCCGUGCUCCUAGCCGUGGGGGUGCUCGCCAUGCCGGAGUCGCCUCGAUGGCUCGCCAUGCGCGGACGCCACGCCGAGGCGCGCGCGGUGCUCUGGCGCACCUCCGACACCGCCGAGGAGGCCGACGUCCGCCUCGAGGACAUAAAGCGGGCCUUUGAUGCGCCGCAGGCUGCUGGCUCCGUAUGGCAGGAGCUGAUCGUCCGGCCGUCGGCGACAGUCAGGCGAAUCCUCAUAUGCGUUGUCGGGCUGCACUUCUUCCAGGAGGCGUCCGGCAUCGACGCCGUCGUUCUGUACAGCCCGCUGGUGUUUAACAAGGCCGGCAUGUCCGCGACUAGCUCCAUACUAGGCGCCACCGUGGCCGUCGGGGUCGUCAAGACGUGCUUCAUCUUCGUGGCCAUGCUCCUGGUCGACCGCGUAGGCCGGCGCCCGCUCCUGCUGGCCAGCGCCGGCGGCGUCGCGGUGUCCUUCACCGCUCUGGCGCUCACGCUCUGCGUCCGCGAGACAUCGUCGGCGAGCGCAGCCGCGUCCGUGGCGUCCGUGAUGGCGUUCGUGGCGGCGUUCUCCGUCGGGUUCGGGCCGCUCGCGUCCACGUACGCCGCGGAGAUCAUGCCGCUGCGGCUGCGCGCGCAGGGCGCGAGCCUCGGCAUGGCGGUCAACCGGCUGACGUGCGGGGCGGUGAGCAUGUCGUUCAUAUCCCUCGCCGGGUGGAUAACGAUGCCUGGGUGCUUCUUCCUUUAUGCCGGCGUGGCGGCGACGGCGUGCGUGUUCGUGCACCUGCGGCUGCCGGAGACGAGGGGCCGGAGCUUGGAGGAUAUGGAGGCCCUCUUCGCCAAAUGACGGACGUGUCCACUCACUCCUUGAGAGCUGAAAAUAUUGGCGCAGACAGCCACGAUUUGUCACCUGCAUCCGCAUGGGGUUCGCCGUAAUCGUCGCGCCGGUCUACAACGCCAAGAUCCCACCGCCGUCCAUGCCGGGUUUCGUGGCCAGGACUCGAUUUGACUUGUGGAGUUUAAACGUCUCUUGAUAGUAUUAUACUUUUGCCGGAUAUUUAUCAACCGUCGGCAUCCUUCUCGGCCACCUUGGCCGGCCUGCCGGUGCACCUCGGCUGGUGCUCCAUGCACGUCAUCGGGGGUGCUUCUAGAGUGUGAAGAAACAACGACUAAUAACAAUUGUGUCACAUGUUGGCUUUGCCAUCAGCAUUCACUUUCUUUGAAGAUU
Messenger RNA from Triticum dicoccoides, 2039 nucleotides. RefSeq names its product polyol transporter 5-like. Bases 240 to 1658 code for a protein of 472 amino acids. Gene Ontology annotation, biological process: transmembrane transport. The record is from RefSeq and is a predicted model, not a curated record. Gene Ontology annotation, molecular function: carbohydrate transmembrane transporter activity. The transcript has 3 exons. Gene Ontology annotation, cellular component: membrane. Lineage: Eukaryota; Viridiplantae; Streptophyta; Magnoliopsida; Poales; Poaceae.